Messenger RNA from Aspergillus ibericus CBS 121593, 2518 nucleotides. RefSeq lists its product as uncharacterized. The coding region runs from base 81 to 2279 and encodes 732 amino acids. The record is from RefSeq and is a predicted model, not a curated record. NCBI's taxonomy places the organism in Eukaryota, Fungi, Ascomycota, Eurotiomycetes, Eurotiales, Aspergillaceae. The transcript has 3 exons.
GUGCCCCCGCGAGACGAGGCUGAGGUGAGAACAGAACACGAUGCCUGCUCCUCUCCGCCAUCAGAGAAACUCCGGCGAACAUGCAGAAUCUGUGGCCAAGGGCCUCUUCCCCCCGCAGGGGGCAGGCCGAAGAGCGAUCCAAGAGGUUCGACCGCCUGAUCUGGGAUGAUGAACAGGAUAUUCCUGGAGGCGCUCAUGGCGCUCUUGUUCUGAGAGGGCAACCUCAUCGCCCCGGAGAAGCGCCCGCCUCGAGUGGUACUGCUGCAGUGGGGAACAUCCCUCGGGCAGCUCCAGAUAGCUCCUCCAGAAAUUGGAACUGUGAGCCACCGAACGAUGAGUCCACCACCUGGACUCCUUCUAUGACAAAGGAUACCACGAUUCAUUAUGAGAUGGACAUUGUGGAGGAUGUUGGAUCUCACCUGGAGGAGUUUUCACAUUUGAAGAGACUGGGCCAUUUCCAUGCAGCGGAACAGUACUUUCAGGACUCACUGAGCGAUUUUAUGGGUUUACCUCCAGUUGCCAUCGAGUACGCAGACAUGCUAGUUGAGCAGGGUGCAUACAAGCGUCUGCACCAUGUCCUAUCACAACACCGUGGACUCCUGGGUUUAAAGGGUAGCUCGAAAAUAUUGCCAUCGUCGCUGUUGCCAGAGAAGAACCCUUCCAGUUUCUUAUAUAGAGCCAACUUGCAGCUCAUACAAGCCUUCUCGAUGAUCCAGUCCCAAGGACUGAUGCAAGAGGCAUACGAGACGGUCCGAUCGUUAGAGCGCCCAAUGCGUUCGCUAAGGCGUCGGCGAAGAACAGAGCCCACUCUGCCCCUGGAUUCAGCCGAAAUUCAAGUCAUCCGGUACGCUCUCAUGAUCCUAUCGCAAGUAGAAUACGAAGCGAACCUGAUCCCAGAACACGAUUUCAACUUCUGGUCCAAUUGGUGCUACUUGUACAAAGUUCUCGUGGCAGAGGGGCGAGUUUGGGAUGCUCGAGACAUAAUAAUAGCUUCGGUCCAGGCGGAAGGACCGGCAAGCGCCUGGAAAUGGAUCUUUGGCGUGGAGCUUGAUUCCCCUGAAGCCUUCUCCAGACUAUUGGCCGACUGGGACCUGCAUCGGUAUGAUGAAUCAACGUACCUCGCCAUCUUGGAUGUUCUAGUAAGCCUGAGUCAUUGUCUCUCCUCAUAUUCGGUCUCAAUACCGGAGAGAAAAGACCUACUCACGGCCCAGCGGUACCUCCAGCAUGCGCAGGCCUUAGCAACCUGUCUCAAGGAGAACAGUGCGCAGAUGGCCAAUUCUCGUCCCUACAUCCAGUGGGUUAUCGCCGAAGCGGAGCUAGAGAGGAAACUCCUCUCCAGCGGCUCUGGCUCUGAUCUGCGGUAUCACCUUGGCAUGUUUCCAGGCCUAACGCUGUGGAGAGGCGCCAUUCCCGUUUAUGUUCCAAUCAAAACGGAGAAUCCGACGUGGGCGGAAUCCAAGGAAAGGGGACCAACCUACGAUCUCCUCGAAACUGCCCUUCAGGCCUCACAGAGCCUAGAGGAUUAUAGGACAGAGGCAUUGUGUUUGAGCGAGCUGAUCUACCGGUCAGUGGAGGUGAGCAAAUGGUUCACCCGGCUAGCCCACCUCCAGAAAUCCAUUCAAGGAGAUAUUCUCGGCUAUCAUCAGACCUCCCUAUCACGAUUUCUCCUUGUCCGUACUGACAAGGACAGCAAGGAUCUUCUGGCAGAAAUACAAAGCAUCCUUGAACUGAGACAUUUUAUUACUCCUAACUAUUCGCUUAGUGGCUGGUGUGCAGUCAUCGUCGAGCGAGCCCUUUCUCACUCCGCUGGACAGGACAUGUAUCGUUCCGAAGAAGAUUUCCGGGCCAUUGUGGGAAGGUUUUUCCCUCAUCUUCCGCAAUACAUCAAAGACCAGCUUGAAUAUCUGGGUCUCGAUAGGAUCUAUAACCCAGUUUCAAAGACAGGAAAGCACCUUGAAUCUGCCAUGCGGCAUCGCAGUGUGAGAAAUUUCCCAAUAGUCAGGAAAACUCGGCUAGACGACUACUCUGAGAGUACGAGCGAUGAGGAAGAUUACGGACCGUCAAACUCGUUGACCCCAGGGAUACAGCGAGCGCGCCAGUUCGCACGAGCGGAAAGUGAGGAUGACGAAAGCACCACCGAAGACAGCUUCGACACGGCCCGAUCGGAGGAUCCCAAGACGCGUGAUAUACAAGAUGAUGAUGCAUCGUCCAUCCAGCGUCCUUCUUAUAGUCCAAUUUCUAGGCGUGUGACAGUUGAAGACAUCGCUGAUAUCGUAUAAGAAAGUUGGCAAGGUUAUAGUUUGCAGGAAAAGUUCAAACAAUUGUAAUAUUCCACGAUAUCAAGUAUGGUUUGCGUGGGCAUAUGAGGUAGAAGUCACCGGAAAGCUGUGUAUGGCGGGGUCCCUUCUAUAGCAAAGGCGCAGUUCAUGGUCAGGGUCGAAUUGUAAUUGCGACUGAUCAUACUCUAUGCUCCAUUAAAUAUAGCAAUAAAGGCAAUGGAACUUACCAUGAGCUACCC